Messenger RNA from Penicillium canescens, 330 nucleotides. Its product is annotated as putative secreted antimicrobial peptide. Lineage: Eukaryota; Fungi; Ascomycota; Eurotiomycetes; Eurotiales; Aspergillaceae. The transcript has a single exon. The record is from RefSeq and is a predicted model, not a curated record. Bases 1 to 330 code for a protein of 109 amino acids.
AUGAAGCUUCUUAUUAUCACCACCGUUCUGGCAUCUCUUCUUACCUCUACAAAUGCCACAGUUGUCAAGGCAUACAAAGGCACCCCUUGCAAAGGGGACUAUGUGGGCUCGGUGAGCGCCUGUGGAAGCACGGGGCUGUCACAGAACUACAAGGUCCUAAGCCUCAAACUUGACUUCCAAAAAGCAACAGCCUCUUUCUAUAAGGAAAAACCCGAUAGGAACGGAAACUGCGUGGGCGCCCAUAUCUCCAGAAACACCGAUCAAUGUGUGACACUUCCUGUGGGCUGGGAUCGAUUUGGCUGUGUGAAAAUCCAUGGCGGCACUUGCUGA